ACUGUGAGUGGUAAGAUGUCUGAUUCUGAGUCAUGUGGAGAUGCGGUCGGUGAAAUUCCUUCCACGGAUAAGCAGAUGAUAUUUGCGAACUUGCUGCGUGAGCACAGCAUUUUGCUUAGCAAAUCUCAAGUCCCAUCCGUUAAAGAAAAAAAGGCAAAAGAAAUGCCGACCUUUGUAGAAGAAUAUGCGAAAGCGACUGGCGUAUUGCUGUUGGAGAAACAGGCAUGGAAAAAGAUCAACAACAUGAAGAAUGAUGUGAAGGGGAAAUCUGAUGCUCGCCGGACUGGGAACAAACCAAUUAUAUUGAAGGAUUAUGAAAAGGCCUUUCUUGACGUCCUUCAAGUGGAAACCAAUCCGACAUUCAGCUGUGUAAAAGGAGCAAUGUCAGUCGGAAUCCACGGAAAACCGCCUCAACCUUCAUCUUCAACCGCCAGCUCUUCUUCUCCAAAGAAUGUAUUCGGACCCUCCAAGAUCCCGCCGAGACCUGCCAAGAAACUAAAGGUUAAUUCAGUGUCUUCAGUGGAAACACAGGAAACCGGGGACCUGUCGACACCAGAGCUGCAGCGGCUUGUGUUACUUGAGCAGCUGAAGCUUAUACGGAUGCAGCAACAAGAGAUUCAGCAACAGCCAGCUAAAAGUCAAGAUACCUCGAAUUGA
Lineus longissimus is the source of this 657-nucleotide messenger RNA. RefSeq lists its product as uncharacterized. The record is from RefSeq and is a predicted model, not a curated record. NCBI's taxonomy places the organism in Eukaryota, Metazoa, Nemertea, Pilidiophora, Heteronemertea, Lineidae. The coding region runs from base 16 to 657 and encodes 213 amino acids. The transcript is spliced from 2 exons.